Molecule: messenger RNA, 2429 nt
Organism: Ipomoea nil (Japanese morning glory)
Lineage: Eukaryota; Viridiplantae; Streptophyta; Magnoliopsida; Solanales; Convolvulaceae
Product: probable protein phosphatase 2C 12
Exons: 10
Coding region: 411-1778 (455 amino acids)
Biological process (GO): protein dephosphorylation
Molecular function (GO): protein serine/threonine phosphatase activity
Source: RefSeq, a predicted model, not a curated record
AUGGACUUACUAUAUUGUAUAUAACUACGCUUAAUACCAAAAUUCAUAAAAAUUUAACCAAAAACCCCAUCGCAGAAUUUCUCCAUUUACGCCCCUCAGCACCUUCUCUCUCUCUCUCUCUCUCUCUCUCUCUCUCUCCCGAGCAGUGUCCAGCGCAGCACAGAACAACAACAGCAACAAUGGAAUUUGUUCAGACGCUGGGAUCCGCCUCUUCUUCCUCUUCUUCUUCUUGAUAACUACGACUUUCACCAUUUUCUUGUUUUUACCACCAAAAGUCUCGUUGGCAUUGGGUUUGUGAUUUCUGAAUCAAGCUAAACAUAGUUGGAAGAUUAAAUUCCGGGGCGAAAAAUUUGCAUCUUUCUGGAGAAAAAAAGUUUGGAUUUUCUAAUUGAUUUGAAGGGGACCGAACUAUGUUGUCGAAAGGUCAGCAUCAGACGGUCCCAUUGUCUGUGCUGUUGAAGCGUGAAUUAGCCUCUGAGAAGAUUGAAAAGCCGGAGAUUUCUCAUGGCCAAGCCAGCCAGAGCAAGAAAGGAGAAGACUUUACUCUUCUCAAGACUGAAUGCCAGAGGAUUCUGGGAGAUGGGGUCACCACCUAUUCGGUUUUCGGGCAAAGUGGAGGAUAUUGGCAACCCCAUUUCUUUGCAAUGCUAAUUCUUACUGGAUGCAUUUUUUCACAACUUUUGCAGUUGUUUGAUGGGCAUAACGGGUCUGCAGCUGCUAUAUACUCCAAAGAACAACUCUUGAAUAACAUUUUGAGUGCAAUUCCACCAGACCUCAACAGAGAUGAAUGGGUCUCUGCUUUGCCAAGGGCUUUAGUUGCUGGGUUUGUGAAAACAGAUAAAGAUUUCCAAGAAAGAGUGCAAACUUCUGGCACAACAGUCACAUUUGUUAUAAUUGAGGGAUGGGUUGUAACAGUUGCCUCAGUUGGUGAUUCUCGAUGUGUUCUUGAAUCUGCUGAAGGGGAAAUAUAUUAUCUAUCAGAAGAUCACCGACUUGAAUGCAAUGCAGAGGAGAGGGAACGCAUUACAGCAAGUGGUGGAGAGGUUGGUCGGCUUAACACUGGUGGGGGAACAGAGAUUGGUCCGUUAAGGUGUUGGCCUGGUGGGUUAUGCCUCUCAAGAUCCAUCGGAGAUAUGGAUGUUGGCGAGUAUAUAGUUCCCGUCCCUUAUGUAAAGCAAGUAAAGCUUUCCUCAGCUGGUGGGAGGCUUAUUAUAGCGAGUGAUGGUGUCUGGGAUGCAGUAACUGCAGAAACAGCUUUUGAAUGUUGCCGUGGAAUGCAACCAGAUGCUGCAGCUUCACAAAUUGUUAAAGAAGCCAUACAACCAAAAGGUCUCCGGGAUGACACAACAUGCAUUGUGAUUGAUAUACAACCUCCAGAGAAGCCAAACCCUCCCCGGCCACAGCACAAAAAGACAGGAAAAGGAGUAUUUAAGGCUAUGUUCCGCAAAAAGAUUUCUGAAUCUUCUUCCAAUGCAGAGAAAGAUUAUUGCGAAUCAGAUGGGGUCGAGGAACUAUUUGAGGAAGGAUCAGCAUCACUUGCAGAAAGGUUGGAUACGAGGUACCCAAUUUGUAAUAUGUUUAAGUUGUUCGUGUGUGCUGUGUGCCAAGUGGAGAUAAAACCUGGAGAAGGUAUUUCGGUUCAUGCUGGAUCAGCAGAUUCAAGAAAGCCACGGCCUUGGGAUGGUCCUUUUCUUUGCUCGAGCUGCCAAGAGAAGAGGGAAGCCAUGGAAGGGAAACGACUUUAUGGAGAUGGCAGAUACAGUAGUUGGAGCGACUAGUUAUCCUCGCAUACAAACUAUUCACACGAUCAGUCACUAACAAUUGAUUCAUGGCUUAUUGUAUUUGGGGAAGGUGGAAUUCACACACAGACCAAAUUCCUCCUACCCAUCUUCAGUGAAGGAACGAGUGUCGAUUCUUCUUGUGACAUACCCGAGAUAAAAGCAUCAUCUUUGUUUAUGUCUCCUUUAGGUCAAAAGAAGCAGUGUUUGCGUAGUACAUAGCUGGGCCGGAUUCUAACAAAUUGUUUCUCUCAUGGAGUUCUUCCGGUUCUCCAUUUGAAGCCUCGUGGUUGUGGAGAAUACUGCAUAGCAAGAAACACGAGAGGUAAUUACAUCACAACCAGCAGCAUCGAUAUCUGUUUAGUGUAGGGUUAAUAGUGAGUGAGUGAAACAUAUUGUUAUCUAGGAAGCUGUUUUAGGAUUUUUCAAUUUUUUUUUCCCACUCAUCCGACGGGGAGAAACUAGCUGAUCAUCGCGAUUAUUAUUGUAUUCGUUCUUGUAGCAUUGAUUUGUUCCUUCAUUCCCAGGCUUGAAAAAGAACAGAACAAGAAAAAGAUUGAAUCCACAUCUGAGAGUUCCUUUCUGCCAAAGGCAGACAAAACAAUGGUCUCUGUAUCUAUGAAAUACUACCUACCAGUCUGAUUGAUUGAU